Molecule: messenger RNA, 4236 nt
Organism: Rhineura floridana
Lineage: Eukaryota; Metazoa; Chordata; Lepidosauria; Squamata; Rhineuridae
Gene: SLC9D1
Product: transmembrane and coiled-coil domains 3
Exons: 13
Coding region: 1626-3662 (678 amino acids)
Biological process (GO): potassium ion transmembrane transport; proton transmembrane transport
Cellular component (GO): membrane
Molecular function (GO): potassium:proton antiporter activity
Source: RefSeq, a predicted model, not a curated record
GCUAAAAAAAGGGACCUUUAGUCUUCCUGGUUUUUUUUUUUUAAGCUAAAAAGUGUUUUAAAAUGCACCACGUUUGCACGCAGAUCAUCGGAACGCAAGGCUUCUGCAUGCAAUUCAGUGUUGGAUUUGCUGGGAGGGGAUCUAAGAUGGGGCUUGAGGAGACUGACUUCUGCUGCAACCUGGAAAGGGAGGGGAGGUUUGGAGUGUAAAUCCAAACUAGGCUCAGCCUCACUUCUAAUUCUAAUCUGCAAUAUGACUGGUGGGGUCCUGUUGAGGCUAGUUGGGACUUACAGACAAAAUAUAUCCCUCAUACAAAAACACCCUUCAGGUGUCCUACCAGUUCAAAUUCAGCACUGAAUUGCAUGUAGAAAUCUUGUGCUUCAUCGAUAUGAAUGCAGGAUAUAAUGGACUGUUUUGGUACUGUUGGGACAAUUUUAAUAAUGUUUUGUGUUCUUUUAAAAAAUCCACAUUUUUCACAGAAAAUAAGAUUCGAGUUGGAAAAAGCAUAGCUUUGCUGUUACCUUCUGUUUCUGGGCAGACAGGCUGCAGUCUUUAGUAUAGCUAUACCAAAUACUGCACGUUUUUCCAUUGUUUUCUGUGAACGGCUUUCCGUUUCGCUCUAACGCAAAGAAAAAAAUAGCAUUAAGCGAAACCAGGAAGUUUCGUAUCCAAAUAAUUGUGAUUCAAAUUUUCCUAUUUGUAUGGCUGACGCUUGGGGAAUUCUAUGCUUCCCACAAUGCACUGCAAAGGAGGCGGGCUCGAUAAGGUUUUCACAUUCACUACAUUUCCCACAGCGCACUGAGUCAGUUAGCAGGAGGACUACAUUUCCCACAAAGCGCAAAAGUGAAGUAGGAAGCUUAGGCGGCCCUCCCCUCUUCCUUACGCUGGAGAAGCCGAGGCCGUAGUAAAAGUCUGAUUUGGGCUGGUGAGGUAACGACAGGUGGCUCUUUAUUUAAAGGGGCGGAGGCUUCCCUUCUGGUUGGGCGGGGGGGAAGCGAGGUUCGCUCGCCGGCCUUCAGGAGAUUCUGUUGGACACCUGAGAGGACGAGGAAGGGAGGUGGCAUGUUGAUGGUGGGGACGUGGCUGGACACCUCUGGGAACUGCGGUGGCGCUUUUACUCGUCGGCGGUUGACCUUUCCGUGCAGGAGGUUUGGGACCAUCAGUCAUUAAUUGCCCACAUAAGAAGGUCAAACAACCAUUCCACUAGUGAAAAGUAACUAAAGUACAUUUAAAAUUAUCCAAAGAAAAUGUAAUAGAAUAUAUCCAAGGAAAUAUAUCAGAAUACUCUUCAAUCAAACUUUCUUGCAGCUAGAUGCUUUUCUUGCAGCUAGAUGCUAGCUAGUAGUAUGUUUUGGACAAAAAGCAGACCAAGGAAGAAGACAUUUCUAAUACAAAAUAAUUUAACCUUGAAUAAAGAAGAGUCGGCAAUGCUUAAUAUAUUUUCGCCUCAUGCUUUCUGGAAUUUGAAUUCGUAUUUGGUUCAGUGGUCCUACAGUAUACUAAGGAUGACAACUAAUUUUUAUUAAUUGGCCACACUACGUAUGUAACUGAGUUUUUAAAAAAUAUAUGAAGGAAAGUGGGGGAUAAUUUCUAAUUGCUUUCCUGCAAUUGGUAAUAACUGGACCAUGAAAGCAACUGGAUUUAUUUCUUUAUGUGUGUUGGCUUCAUUGCUUUGCUGUCAACUAAUAACCCCUGCAGAACACGAGGAUAUAGUGAAACAUGCAAUAAAGCUGCAUCGUGGGAAAGGAGUUGCUGUUACUCAGAGGAAACAAUGGCUUGUAGAAAACUGCAGAAAACUAUCUGGACUCCUACGUCAAAAAAAUGUGGUUCUCAGCAAACUAAAAAGUACAAUAAGGGCAGUGGAAAAGGAUUUGGGACUGUCGCUUGCAGAGAGAACUUUUCAGGUCCACACAUUUGAAAUUUUUCAAAAGGAGCUGAAUGAAAGUGAAAACUCUGUCUUUCAAGCAAUCUAUGGGCUUCAAAGAGCUCUGCAAGGUGAUUACAAAGAUGUUGUGAACAUGAAAGAAAGUAGUCACCAGCGAUUGGAAGCCUUAAGAGAAGCUGCAAUAAAGGAAGAAACAGAAUAUGUUGAACUUCUAGCAGCAGAGAAACAUCAAGCUGAAGCCCUGAAACACAUGCAGCAUCAAAAUAAAAGUCUGUCUAUUCUUGAUGAAAUUCUUGAAGAUGUAAGAAAAGCAGCUGAUAGGCUGGAAGAAGAAAUAGGAGAGCAUGCCUUUGAUGACAACAAGUCAGUGAGAGGAGUUAAUUUUGAAGCUGUUUUAAGAGUCGAAGAGGAUGAAGCAGACACAAAAAGAAAUAUUUCAAAGCGGGAAGUAGAAGAUGACUUGGGUCUAAGCAUGCUUAUUGAUUCCCAGAACAAUCAGUACAUACUUACUAAGCCCAGAGACUCGACCAUUCCACGUGCUGAUCAUCAUUUUAUAAAGGAUAUUGUGACCAUAGGAAUGCUAUCUUUGCCUUGUGGAUGGCUCUGUACAACAAUAGGAUUACCAACUAUGUUUGGAUACAUUAUUUGUGGAGUACUCUUGGGACCAUCGGGAUUGAACAGCAUAAAGUCAAUUGUGCAGGUAGAGACAUUGGGAGAAUUUGGUGUAUUCUUCACACUGUUCCUGGUCGGCUUGGAGUUUUCCCCAGAAAGGUUAAGAAAGGUGUGGAAGAUAUCAUUGCAAGGACCCUGUUACAUGACCCUCCUGAUGAUUGCAUUUGGCUUGCUGUGGGGACACUUGCUACAAAUUAGAGCAACACAGAGUGUUUUCAUUGCUACUUGUUUAUCAUUAUCAAGCACACCAUUGGUAUCCAGAUUCCUUGCAGGGAGUACUCGGGGAGAUAAAGAAGGAGAUAUUGAUUACAGCAGUGUGCUGCUUGCAAUGUUGGUUAUGCAGGAUGUACAGCUUGGCUUGUUUAUAGCUGUCAUGCCAACUCUUAUUCAAGCUGGAGUUGGCACACAUUCUAGCAUUAUCAAGGAAAUACUGAGGAUACUGAUGCUGAUCGGACAAAUUCUCUUUUCUCUGGCUGCUGUCUUGCUUUUAUGUCUUGUUUUAAAGACUUAUCUAAUAGGACCAUACUACCGCAAAUUGCAUACAGAAAGCAAAGGAAAUAAAGAAAUCCUUGUUCUUGGAAUAUCUGCUUUUAUGUUUCUUAUGUUAAUGAUCACAGAGUUAUUGGACAUUUCAAUGGAAUUGGGAUGUUUUUUAGCAGGAGCACUUAUAUCUUCUCAGGGUCAUAUGAUUACUGAAGAAAUUAUGUCCUGUAUUGAACCAAUACGUGACUUUCUUGCCAUCAUAUUCUUUACAUCUAUAGGCCUUCAUGUUUUUCCUAUAUUUGUAAUAUAUGAAUUCACAGUCUUACUGUUUCUUACACUUUCAGUGGUAAUAAUGAAGUUUUUCCUGGCAGUCCUUGUCCUUUCUAUGAUUCUUCCAAAGAGUAGUCAGUACAUCAAAUGGAUUGUAUCCGCAGGUUUGGCUCAAGUCAGUGAGUUUUCCUUUGUCUUGGGAAGCAGAGCACGCAGAGCUGGUAUAAUUUCUCGAGAGGUUUACCUCCUUAUAUUGAGUGUGACUACUCUAAGCCAAUUGCUUGCACCAGCACUCUGGAGAGCUGCAAUUAUGAAAUGCGUACCGAGACCUGAAAGACGAUUAAGUUCCUGAAGAUAUUUAGUACAAAAGCUUCCAUGAAGGAAACAUCUUCCUACUUAACAAAAUGCAACAUUUUUCACAAUACAUAAUCUGAAUAUGGGAGAAUAAUUCUGUUAAAUUGCUUUUUUUUCAGAACUUUAUUUUUUUUAUUUAAAAAAGGUCUACAAAACCAGUAAUUGACUGAUGUGCCUUUUUUUUGAGUGUGGGUAGAAUCCAAAGUUGUACAAGUAAUACAACGAGACUUCAUCUUUCUUUCCUCCCCUUCCACCUCCACAUCAGCUCUGGAGCAUCCUCCACCCCUCUGGAGCAGAUCUUGAAGCAUGCAGGAGUGCGCAGAAAGGAAGAAAGGAAGGUGAAGUCCCUUUGUAUGACCUGAAGUCCACUCCACUUGCACAUGGGUAGUGCUGGAUACAACCCAUUAUUUACAGUCAGUGCAACUAGCUUAAUUAACAUUUAUAGUGCCUGUGGCACUGUUAAGGAAUUAUGUAAUAAGUUAAUAUCCAAAUCUAACAGCCACAAAAGAUGUAUUUUCAGUGCUAUACAAAAUUUAGUUUUUUCAUUAAAACAUAAACUUGAAAACUGUUAA